Tachysurus vachellii is the source of this 1723-nucleotide messenger RNA. It is a transcript of the gene olfml3a, whose product is annotated as olfactomedin-like 3a. The transcript has 3 exons. Bases 189 to 1388 code for a protein of 399 amino acids. Gene Ontology annotation, biological process: signal transduction. The record is from RefSeq and is a predicted model, not a curated record. NCBI's taxonomy places the organism in Eukaryota, Metazoa, Chordata, Actinopteri, Siluriformes, Bagridae.
CAUUCCAGCCAGAGGACAAAGCCAGAGAAUUUGAAACCCAAGCAGUCAUUCGUGUUCAUGGUCACUUCUUUGAUCAACUUUUGCAAAGACUCAUCUCCGGGUUUGUGCCCAAGGCAGACUGCAAAUAUUUUUUAGAGUCCUGAGGCUACUUGAAAAAGGGUUCAAAGUGUCCCACAUCUGAACUCACCAUGAAAGCAGGCUUCUUCUUUUCUAUCCUCCUCAGCAUGCUUGCUCAGCUCUCUCGGGCCCAGUACCAGUACCAGUACCAGACCCUGUUGAACUACCUGGAAAGCCGAUUGGCUUCUAUGGAGGAACGCAUUGCCUUAUGGAAUGAGCAGAACAACCGUUACAAUACCGACCUGAAGAAGUUCAGGCAUCAGGCUGUAGAUCUGCUGGAGAAACUGAACAAGGAGCACGAGAAGCUUCGGGAGGAUCUUGAGGGAGCAGGGGCGCGGGUCGACCGGGUGGAGCGAGAGAUGGACUACGCUGAAACCAAACAUCCACCCAAACCUUGUGUCAAAGCAGCGGACAAAAUGGUGGAACAAGAGCCUGUGGUGACGGAGAGGAAGAAGAAGGAUGAGUUUUUUGAGGUUUCAGUUUGCGUCGACCUUGUGUCAAGGAUCCAAGCCAUGAAAAUCCUGAAAAGGCUGGGCAGCACCAAAGGUGUGUGGACUAAAGAUGCCAGGACAGCAAAGGUCUACAUCUUUAAUGGAACUUCUGAGGACACUCUGUACGAGUUCAAUUCGAAUAAAGAGUUCUCUGCAUCUUCUGACAUGUCCAAAGGCAAGCAGAUAACCCUCCCUGCUUCAUGGAAAGGUACUGGCCAUGCUGUCUAUGAUGGCUUUCUUUAUUACAUAACGGAGGGAUCAGAGUUGCAGGUGAACAAGUUUCAUCUGGAGAACGGCUCGUUGGUGGACAGUGCCGUUAUUCCUGUACAGGACCAGGUGUCAGUGUACAGCUUAAAUACUGAAACCAUGGUUGACCUGAUUGCUGAAGAGGAAGGACUUUGGGCAUUGUAUGCCAUAGGAGACACCAUUAACCUGGCCAAGAUGGACUCUGACACGCUAGACAUUGAAAAUAUGUGGGAAACAUCAUGCUCCAGAAUCAACGCCGAAGCCGCAUUUUUUGUUUGUGGAACCCUUUACGUGGUCUACAACACUAGACCCCCCAGCCGUUCUAGAGUCCAGUGUGUAUAUGAUGUUAAUGACAUGGUAAUUCCUGGUGAAGCUCCACUUCUUUACUUCCCUAGGCGCUUUGGAGCUCACUCCAGCAUGAAGUACAAUCCUGUAGAGAAGGUUGUGUAUGCUUGGGAUGACGGUUACCAGAUUCUCUACAGGAUGGCUCUCACAAAGAAGCUGUUUACCAUAGUUCCACCUCCAGAGGAAUAAUUAAUUACUAAUGCAAAGAGACUACUAGAAAAACCUGACCAAAAAGAUUGUACACUUACUGUAUUAACAUACCUUCAUAGACAUUUAAAACUAAUGAAUAACUGACAUGUUUUAUCUUUUUUAUCUUUUUAACUUAAAUAUAAAAAUACGAUGUUAUUACAAGGCAAAAUUCCACUCAUCUGUGGUCAAUAUAGUAUUACGGUUGUGAGCUACAGUUAUUUGUACGAUAACUCAUAUGAAAUCAACCGAAAUCAUUAUUUCUUAAUAGCAAUUACUAUAAAGUAUUCAUGAGCUCAAAUAACUGUAAAACAGUACAAUAAAUAAAAGAAUGAACA